CAGAUGCACAAACAGGUGGCGGCAAGAUCUCUCUCCUGUCUCCUGGAAACGCCAGGCUUGCAUUGGAUUGUGCAAUGGCGGCAUCAUAGGCUGACAUAGCACCAGCAGACUUGCGCCCAAGCCUACCGUCCCUUGUUUUCAACCUAUUUCAGCUCAGCAUGGACAUAGAGGCAUUCCCGACACGUGGCCAUUGGAUGGCCUAGCUGCAGGAAGCUUUGCGUGAAGGUCCCCGCAUGUCCAUUUUAGUGGCUCAACACCUUGUUGCAGGGGAAGAGCAGCUCUUAGCAUUCUGCGUGGGGCUUUCGUCCCUGUGCCGCGGUCCGCCUCCUCUGCUCCACUGAGCGUCUGCCAUGGUGAAGGAGACGGAGUUCUACGAGCGGCUGGGAGUGCCCCCCGAUGCCAGUGCAGGGGACAUCAAGAAGGCGUACUACUUGCAGGCGCGCAAGGUGCACCCGGACAAGAACCCCAGCCCCGAUGCCGCCCGGCAGUUCCAGGCUCUCGGGGAGGCGUACCAGGUGUUGUCGGACCCGCAGCAGCGUACCGCAUAUGACAAGUAUGGCAAGACCAGCGUACAAGAGGAGGGGCUCAUGGAUCCGGGCGUCCUGUUUGGGAUGCUGUUUGGGAGCGACCUGUUUGCGGAGUACACGGGCCAGCUCGCCAUGGCCAGCGUGGCCGCCCUCUACGCAGAGGGCGCCAGCACCCACCAGCAGGUGGACCAGGCCGCGCUGCGCAAGAAACUGCAGGCGGUGCAGGUGGAGCGCGAGCACGCGCUGGCCAGCCUCCUGGUGGGCAAGCUGGCGCUGUACGUGCAGGGCGACCGCGACGGCUUCACCGCGUGGGCCACCGCAGAGGCAGCCAGGCUCGCGGAUGCCACAUUUGGGGAGGCAUUCUUGCAUACGAUUGGCUACAUCUACGAGCGGCGGGCGGCAGCCUUCCUUGGGAAGCGGUGGGGCCUGCCGUUUGCCGCAGAGUGGGUGCGCGCCAAGGGCCAUGGCUUCAGGACACAAGUCUCCGCCGCAGCAGGCGCGGUGAGCCUGGUGUCGAUGCAGGAGGACUUGAAGCGGCAGCUGCGCAGCGGGGACGUGAGCGAGGAGGCGGUGGCGGCGUUCCUGGCGCAGAAGACGCCGGUGCUGACGGAGGCGCUGUGGCGGCAGAACGUGGUGGACAUCGAGGCGACCGUGAGCGCGGUGGUGGCCGCCGUGCUGUACGAGCCAGGCAUCGCCAAGGACGUGGCAGCGCAGCGUGCCAAGGCGCUCAAGAAGCUGGGCGUCAUCUUCCAGGGGGCCAAGUCCAAAUAUCAGCGGGCCAGCAGUCUUCGGCAGGAAUCUACCGGGGAAGGGGCGGAGCGGCCAGGGCCGUCUGCCGCAUUUGCCGGGUUCAAUGCAAAGCCGGGGAGCUUCCCUGGGGGCCAAGCGGGCACCCCACCCCCCAGCCCUCAAGGGCCGUUCCACAUGCCGCCGUUUGGCAGCCCCACGCCACCGCCGUCCCCUCAGGGAGGGGCGCCCCGCUUUGCGCAGGGGCAAGCCUUCCCGUCCGCUUAUGGGUCCAGCUUUGGGAGCAGGGCCUACCCGGACGGAGGCAGCCCGGGGGCAUUCCCCAAGCCCGCGGCGCCCCCUGGAUACUCACAAUCACCCUUGGGGCCGCGGCCAUCAGGGGCAUCGUAAGGAGGGGGCGAACGGAGGGGAGGCACACAGUGGGGCCCGUGCAGUGAAAUUGCUUCCUUGAAACACGUGUUCGCUUUGAACUGCCUAGACUGUACAGGAUGACAUCUAGCUCAAGUUUACAAUUGGGACAUAUCAGAUUGUGGAUAGCAACAGGUACGGACUUAUCAUUUGUAGCUAAUUGACUGCUUUAAUUUGCGGCUAACCAAUAUAUAGAAUCUAAGAUCGACUGCGUGGGCUUAAUGCGCUCGACCUGCCUAGUGCACUAACGGUCGGAGGUUUCAAAACAGCAUGUGGUAGUACUACGAUUCCAUCAACAUAAUUCGCCGUUCGACGCAGAAUAACUAGUGUGCA
Messenger RNA from Klebsormidium nitens, 2015 nucleotides. Lineage: Eukaryota; Viridiplantae; Streptophyta; Klebsormidiophyceae; Klebsormidiales; Klebsormidiaceae. The record is from the annotation of a GenBank genome assembly.